GUGUUCCGCAGUGAAGGCGACUCAUUUGGGUUCAGCGUCUUUCAGACCUUGUAGUGCCCUUAAACUUGAACUCCAAACAACACUACCGAAAUGGCAUUUCAAAUUCCAGGGCUUUCGGCUCUGAAUAAACCGGGAUUAAUACAGGGUUUCAAAGUAUCUAAAGAUCAGCUGACCACCAUCGUUCCUGUUGCAGUGGCUGCGGCUCUGAGCACCUACAUACUGAUGCGCUACUUCAGUUCACAGAGCAGCCCCAAGAGCAGAGUCAACAUGACCAUCAACAAAGACAGUCCCAAAGUGGUCCACAGCUUUGACAUGGAGGACAUCGGAAGCAAGGCUGUAUACUGCCGCUGCUGGAGGUCCAAGAAAUUUCCCUACUGUGACGGCGCACACGCCAAACACAACGAGGAAACCGGAGAUAACGUCGGACCGCUGAUUAUUAAGAAGAAAACUUCCUAAACAUUGAGUGAGUUUUGACAUCAGUGUUUUCAAACCGCUGGAGGUGAUGGUUUCAUAUCACAGGGACUGUAAUUGUCGAUGUUAAUUCGCGCCGAGGACUUCCUGUAGCGCUGCAGACAUGCAUCAGGAAACAUACUGUUAACGUGGUGUGGUUUUUACACUCACUCUUCCUCUCAGCCUCCAAAACAACCCAUGUUUGUUUAAAUGUGCUUUAAAUGUGCUCUAACAUAACUCUGCACUACAGCACUGGUGAAUGUGAACCGAAGCUAAUACGCACAACGAACAUUUUAGUGAUUAUGAGGUGAAAAUGUAUGAUUUGUGUUUCUGUAUAGGUGUAAAACUAAACCAGGCACUAUUUAAACAGUAUUUAAAGGGAUAGUUCACCCAAAAAUUUACAUUCUGUUAUCAUUUUUACGGAAACAUUUAAGUUUCUUCUGUUGAACACAAAAGAAGAUAUUUUGAAGAAUGCUGGAAUCUGGUAGCAAUUUGCUUAAAAAAACAGUUUUUGUGUUGAUUUCACUUCAAAUAUCUUAAAAUUCUUACAUUAAGAAGCAUUUGGACAAAAUAUUGUUUUGUUUUCGAAAAUAAUGUCAAAAUUAAAUGGGUUUUUCCUUCAAACCAGAUAAAUUAUCUGCCGUAUAUCCGUCCCUAAAACAAUCAAAAAAAGGCUUGGUUCCAUUUUGAGUUGUUCAUUUUACUUAUACCCUAUUGCAGUGUUUCUCAACCACGUUCAUGGAGGACCACCAGAACUGCAUGUUUUGGAUGUUCUCCUUAGUCACACCCAUUACAGGUCUCUGCUAAUGAGCUGAUGAUCUGAAUCAGGUGUGUUUGGUUAGGGAGACAUGGAAAAUAUGCAGAGCUGGUGGUCUGGGCUUUAUUUAGAAGGGAUUGUAAAGCAUCGAUCCUGUGUGUGAGGUUUUAAAAGUACUGUAAAUUGUGUAUAUGUAUGAUUUUGAGUUUUUUUUAUGUUGGACAUCCUUAUUUAUUUUGGAUGCUCUUUAGUGAUCUAUGGACAAAUUGACAAUCAAAAUGUAAAUCAUAACAUAUUAAUUAACUCUAAAAAUAUUGUGGGUCCUCCAGGAACGUGGUUGAGAAACACUUCCCUAUUGCAAUGGGGUAUACGUAAAAUAAACAUAACUCAAAAUGGAACCAAGACUUUAUUUUGAUUGUUUUAUGGAAGAACGUGAUUUAUUUUGACCUAUUAUUUCUGAAAGCAAACCUAUAUAUUUUUACUUGUCUAAUGCUUUAGAAAUGUCUUUAUUUGUGGACUAGAAACAAGGCAAAAACUCUGUAGCAAAACAUUUAUUUGUCAAAUGGUGACUAGUAUUUUUAUAUGUCGUCUUGUGUGACUGCUUGAGAGUUGGUAAAUGAAGACAGAAUUGUUUUUGGGUGAACUAUUUGUCCUGACAUGCAAUGAGGAAGCCAUGUGUAUUUUGCUGUCCAAUGCUCUUGAAUUUCGAAUAAACAUGAUGUGAAAUGCG
Molecule: messenger RNA, 1937 nt
Organism: Danio aesculapii
Lineage: Eukaryota; Metazoa; Chordata; Actinopteri; Cypriniformes; Danionidae
Exons: 3
Coding region: 91-456 (121 amino acids)
Biological process (GO): regulation of autophagy
Cellular component (GO): mitochondrial outer membrane; intracellular membrane-bounded organelle
Molecular function (GO): 2 iron, 2 sulfur cluster binding
Source: RefSeq, a predicted model, not a curated record